CUGAUCAUCUUGUCUUUUUCUCGCUGGUCUUCCACUGGUGAUGUUUUUCAGGUCUGGAGGGAAACACUGAAUUAACUCCUGCAGGAGAAACUAAAGGAGACGAGGAGAAGAAAAAGAAGAAAGACAAAGAUGCAGCUGCAAUCACUUCAGACAGUGAGAAUGAAAAGAAGAAAAAUAAAAAGAAGCAGAAAAAGGAUAAGAAAAAGAAGGAUUCCAGCUCAUCUUCCUCGUCAGACAGUGAGGAUGAUCACAAGAAGAAAAAGAAGCAAAACCAAGAAGAAAUCAAGCAGUUCUUCCUCUGACAGCUCCAGUGAUGAUGAGAAAAAGAAGAAAGACAAAAAGAAGAAAAAGAAAAAGGAAAAGAAGGAUUCAGGAGGCGAGUCUGCAUCGGACGCAGAGAAAGAGGAGAAGGAGCUUGAGCUCAAACAGGAGGAUGGAAAGCUUCAGCUGGUGGACGCUUUAGUCUGUUCAUUUAUUUGUGCAGAUUUGAGUCUAGUUUAACCCUGUUUAGAUUCUUAAAUCCCAAUUCUGGGUGGAGAAAGCAACAUUUAUAUAACUUUUACCAGG
Sinocyclocheilus grahami is the source of this 567-nucleotide messenger RNA. RefSeq names its product protein FAM133-like. The record is from RefSeq and is a predicted model, not a curated record. NCBI's taxonomy places the organism in Eukaryota, Metazoa, Chordata, Actinopteri, Cypriniformes, Cyprinidae. The coding region runs from base 130 to 501 and encodes 123 amino acids. The transcript is spliced from 6 exons.